This is a messenger RNA of Ectocarpus sp. CCAP 1310/34, 1095 nucleotides long. The record is from the annotation of a GenBank genome assembly. Lineage: Eukaryota; Phaeophyceae; Ectocarpales; Ectocarpaceae.
AUGGGGAGUGCACACAAGCUGGACGGCUACGAGAACGUCGUCGCCAAGAGAUGCGAGAUUGAGGGGUGUUCGAGAAGACCAUCGUUCGGCCUCGAGUGGAACAAACCUCUCUCAUGCAGUGCACACAAGCUGGACGGCUACGAGAACGUGCGUACCAAGAUAUGCGAGAUCGAGGGGUGUUCGAGAAGACCAUCGUUCGGCCUCGAAUGGAAAAAACCUCUCUCAUGCAGUGCACACAAGCUGGACGGCUACGAGAACGUCGUCGCCAAGAGAUGCGAGAUUGAGGGGUGUUCGAGAAAACCAUCGUUCGGCCUCGAGUGGCGAAAACCUCUCUCAUGCUCUGCACACAAGCUGGACGGCUACGAGAACGUCGUCGCCGAGAGAUGCGAGAUCGAGCGGUGUUCGAGAAGACCAUCAUUCGGCCUCGAGUGGAACAAACCUCUCUCAUGCAGUGCACACAAGCUGGACGGCUACGAGAAUGUCGUCACCAAGAGAUGCGAGAUCGAGGGGUGUUCGAGACUACCAUCGUUCGGCCUCGAGUGGAAAAAAACUCUCUUUUGCCGUGACCACAAACUCGAUGGCCACGUCGACGUGCGGAACGCGAGAUGUGCGUCGUCGGCGUGCACCAUGUUCCCGAUACUCGAGAGGGGACGCGGAAGGUACAAAAUAGAAUGGGUAAACAAAUGCGGGAGCUGCGUCCGUAGCGAGCACCUCGAUCUGCUGAAGAGGUUCAAAGUGAAGACCGAGCACUUUGUAUUGGCAGAACUGCAGCGGCGCAUGCCCGAGCUGGAGAAUAACUUUCUUUCGUGGGACUGCCCUCUUCCGUGCGCGAUUUCAACCGAGAGGGCUGACAUGCUCUGGCAGAUCGGAUCAACUUUGUUGCACGUCGAGGUAGAUGAGAUAGCGACGCACGAGGACGAUCGUAAGAGGCUCAUGCGCCUCCUGGCGGGAACGGAUUCCGUGGAUCACAUCGUAGUGAGGAUUCACACGCACUCGUACGACAACUACCGGCCAUGUGUUAUCAAGAGUCAGAUUAACGGGGAGUGGGUAGUGUCUUGCCGGCAAAAAGAGUCGACCGUAGGAUGGACAUCGUAG